Molecule: messenger RNA, 137 nt
Organism: Funneliformis mosseae
Lineage: Eukaryota; Fungi; Glomeromycota; Glomeromycetes; Glomerales; Glomeraceae
Source: the annotation of a GenBank genome assembly
UUCUUUCAGAAGAAUUAUUUGAAGAUUCUUUAUCUAAUAAAAGUGAAAUCUAUUGGAUACUAUCAGAAUAUGUUAUGAUAGAUAAUGAAACUUGUAAUCAACAGAAGACUGCUUUUGUAAGAUCUUUAAAAUCUUCU